AUGAUCGAGAAGUUCCCAAAGAUUCCUUAUGACCGGGAGCUGGAUAUUGCCUCUCCUGCUGCAUGGCAAGGGGACAUUGAGAUUUGCCUUUCAGAUGCAAAAGGAAUACCGCUGGUCGGCACGCCCUUCUUCAAUGAAGUGAUUUUUUACCACGUGCCCAGUGAGACGCUGAUCACCACUGACAUCUUCUGGAGCUAUCCGGAAGCGAUGCCCGAGGGCUCCAAGUUGUGGAAGCUCCUUGGUCGGACCUUCGCGGGACCUUCACCGCCACCGGUCCUCGCGAGCGAUCGGCGACCGAACCCUCUUCGGCACGCGGGUCAGCCCGACUGGGAGAGGUUUCUGAUGGACAAGAUCUACCUGCCCUUUUACCGACGCCCCGAGCUCAGGGCAAAACAGGAAGUGUGCAGACCUGCGAGGUACACCACGGUACCUGGUACACCCUUUCAACCAGACCGCGAGGAAAACCACUCAUUGGUCGCUGCUGAAAGUCCGAUGCCCCAAGGCUUUAUGCUGAAAGAUGAGGAGCCGCCGAAGCCUUUGCAGCGCAUCUGGCCUGACCGCGACUCGUCGCCCGAUGCCAGAGGCCUGGGCAGCUGGGUGGUUCCAGGCGACGUGGCCAAUGGACACGAGGGCGGCGAGGAGCCCUCGUCCAUUCUGGAUGUCAUCGAGGCAGAUGUUGCCCGGACCUUUCCCAACGACGACAAGUUCCAGGAAGGGCAAAAGGGAGUCCAGCAACGGAGGUUCGAGAUGGGUGGCCCUGACCACCUGCGUCUCGUGCGGUACCGAGCCGCGGCGAAGCGCUGCGCGGUGUUGAGCGAUGGCCGGCCGGGGCGGUGUGCCGCGUGGAAUGAAGACCUGUUGUUGCAGGUGCUGGUGGAGUUGGCCCGUCAGGACAUGGAGUUGGGAUACUGUCAGUCCUUGAACUUCAUCGCUGCCAACUUCCUCAUGGUUUUACACACGCCAGAGAUGGCUGUGAGUGCCGUUCGCCAGUUGAUCAUGAAGCUGCAGACUCGGCAGUGGUACAUGGAGGGCAUGCGCCAGCUUCGUUGGGGCCCCAGGAUGCACACAGAGAUGCUCCGCGAGCGGCUGCCAGCAGUACACCAGGUGCUGGUGCAGCAUCAGUUCGACUUCCUCUUCGUGACCUCGAAAUGGUUCCUGUGCCUUUUUGCGGCCACGCUCUCCGACGAGGUCUUGCGCCGCGUGUGGGACGUGCUCUUGGUGGAUGGGAUCGAGGCGGUGUGGAUCGGGACGUUUGUAGCGAAGCGAGCCGCGGAGGCAGAAGAGAAGCGCUGUCCAUCAGACUCAUCAGACUUCCAAAAGCAUAGCACACAACGUGACGUCGUCAUCGAGGCUUUUGAGGUCAUUGACCACCAGGCAAAGCGUAGUGAAGUUCAGAGGCUUCGAACAGAACUUGCCCAGUUGCAGUUUCUAUCCCAAGAACUUCGACUUCAACUUCAUGCUUUGGGCGCGGAUGAUUCCGUGGUGCCGGAGAAGAUCAGGGCUGGACAUGGAGGUUUGUCCGCUCAAUUUCAUCAGCUACGCUGCCUUUUCGAUUGGCUUGUGAAAGCGGUGAACUUGGAACAACCCAUGGCCUUUGAGUGCGAUGCUGAGCUUCACAUCCGCGGUCGACUGGUACGGCUUCGGCACAUGGUCAGCUGGCCACUACUGGACGGUAUGAGGUUAUCCGUGCCCAGGGAGCUUCAGGAGGAGGUCUUUGGACUGCUGGCGCGGCUGACAUGCAAAACGCGUGGUCUCGGCCGAGACUGCGGAUCCCGAAGAGGUGAUGAAGUAGAAGCUGCAGAAAUAGAUCAAGUAGAGAAAGAACUCCAGAAGCUGCAGAGCACUUGGGAACUCUUGUCUGUAGAGAUGACUUCAGACACCAAGAACCAGGCAGCGCCUUCACCGGCCAUGUUUCUCGUCCACCGACACCGAGAACCAGGCAGCGCCUCCACCGCCAUGGUGGUGGCACGCUGGCCGGAGCCAGGUGUGGGGCGCCCCCCAUUCGAUGUCGAAAGGCAUUUCAGGCGACUCCAAGUGGCCCGAGGCGAACGAGUGGAGGUCGAAUUUGAAGGGACUUGGUUCAGCGGGACCUUGCAAACGCUUCUACCUGGUGCUUGGGCACAGGUGCAGUGUGAUGUUGACUGCCCUGGCAUCAUCACCAUGGCACCACUGUCCUCCUUGCGACGGACCGGACCGGGCAGGUUUGCCUUACAUCAGAAGGCCAUUCUGCCGGAGCAGCAAGCUCAUGGGCAAGACUAUGACUACAUAAGUCGGCAGAGGAAGGGAGAAGUUGGUAAAACAGGAGAAGUGGGCGCGAAGAACGCAACAACCACGGGCACGCCCAUUUGGCAUGAGUGCCCAUCGGCCGACUGGACUUGGAUCAGCGACGCAGGCGCUCUGCAGAUGCGACGCUUGGACGAAGCGGCAGAUGCCCGAGCGGAGAUGAGGGCCACGCAGCUCCGGUUGUCGUGGCAGUACUACAAGAGCUUGGAUUGCAUGUCCCAGCACCUUUUUGCCACAGACACCUCAGAGAUGGUGAAGGCUUCCCAGUUCCGCGCGUCCGCGCGACGCAAGUGCUGGCAUGUUCGGAAUGACGUAUCGAAAUGCAAACCUUGGGUCAUGACACUUCGGAUUGAAAUCAAUGGCCUUGAGCCCAAAGUGGCCCUCCGGUCGAUCAACAGUGGUGACUUUCGCCGUGUCAGAUGCUUUCAUUUGCCUACGGGUGUGGAACACAACAAAACCACCGUGCUGGCAGGGUAUCAAGAUCUUUUGGCUGAAGCUGGUCGCCAUGAUGUGGAUGAGGAGCGCAGUGAGAUACACUUUCAGAGUGUGAUCCUCUUUCACGAUGUGCCUUUGGAGCGGAACAUGGAGAAGCUCAUGGGGGUCACAGGGCAGAUCCACGACUUCAACUACGACGAGCUCCCACCCUUUAAGCAGCUCUUGCAGCCCAAUGCCUUUUGUCCUGAAGAUGCUUUUCCAGUGGCAGUGAAGGAGCUCAAGGUGAGUCUUUUUGAGGAUGCAUGCCGACUACUCGCUGGCACGGGUGUCCUGGAUUUCUUGGAGAGGCUCUUUUUGGUCAAGGGCUUGAUCAUGGUGAUGCCAUCAUGCUUGAUCAUACUUGAUCCAGAUCAACCGACUGUCAUCGGAAUGUGUUGA
Molecule: messenger RNA, 3156 nt
Organism: Durusdinium trenchii
Lineage: Eukaryota; Dinophyceae; Suessiales; Symbiodiniaceae
Source: the annotation of a GenBank genome assembly